CGUUUCGGGCUCUCGUUCGCGUUGCCUGCUGGCUGCUCUGCCGUUGUGGUGGCUGUGCUGUCCUGUGUGUGAUAUUUGGCCAACGCCAUCAGUGAAUCGGAACUCGACCCCCUUCCCCACCCAACGACAAGACAGCGAGGAAUUUUCGCGGUACCCUCACACCAUCCCUGCCAUUCCCAUGACUCCAAAAUGACUGUGGACUUCCGCGACUACUUCUGGGGAGAAAAGAACAAUGGCUUUGAUGUGCUCUACCAUAACAUGAAAUAUGGCUAUCUCGCAGCCAAAGACUUGGCGGAGUUCUUCCGCGAGAGGUCCCUGGUGGAGGAGUCCCACUCGAAGCUGCUGUCGAAGCUUGCCCGCCAGGCAGCUGGCUCCUGCUCGACGGGCACCUUCGGCCCCCUAUGGGGGGUGCUGCGCUCUACCUCCGAGAAGCUCUCUUCACUCCAUGCACAGAUGGUGGCACAACUGCAGGACCUGGUCCGGGAGGUGCAGCGCUACUGCGAGGAGCAGCACCGGCGGCACAAGCAGGUGAAGGAGGAGGAGGCGCCAACGCUAGAGGUGGUGCAGGGCCUGCAGCAGACGACGGGGGCUUUGGCCAAGGCCCGCGAGGCCUAUGCUGCCCGGUGCCUCGAGCUGGAGAAGCUCAGGAGGGAGUCCUCACCCAAGGACCUAGACAAGGCAGAGGCCAAGGCUCGCAAGGCAUGCGAGGAGUACCGGCAAUUGGUGGAGCGGCACGGUGCAGUGCGGGCAGACUUUGAGCGGCGCAUGGCUGGCUCCUGUCAGCGGUUCCAGGAGCUUGAGGUGGGCCACCUGCAGCAUAUGAAGGAGUUCCUGGCGGGGUAUGCGCGUGUACUCGACAGCAGCCACGCCCUCGUUGGGCAGGUGCAUGCCGAGUUCCGGCAGCAGUGCGACGCCCUGGAUGUCGACGCGCUGCUGCGUCAAUUUGCAGCUGUCCGUCAGACGGGCUCCGAGAAGCCAGAGGCGAUCACCUUCGAAGAGCCCGACCCGAGUCUGCAGUUGACGCCGACGAAUGCGGGUACCACGGGCUCACCACCAUUCUUCACGACAUCCACGCCUGCGCCAACCGGGUCUGGCUCCGAGAACGGGCCUGUGCUGCCAGCCGACUUCUGCCCGGCUGCAGCGGCGGCGGCACCGGCACCAUCUUCAGCUGCCACCAACGGUCCGCAGCCGCCUGUGGCUAAGAAAGAAGGCGCAGGAGUCGAUGCCAACGGCAGCCAAGCCAACUCCACAGCCGCUCCCAAGAGAGAGUCACUUGCCCGAACCUCGCUGCGAUCAUCUAAAUUUUACUUCAUUGAGUAUGACAUACCAAUCAGUUGCAUGGCAGCAUACAGUUACAUUGCAGGGUUCUUGAGGACCAAGUGGGAGCGGCAAAAAGAGAAGCGCAAGCGCAAGAAGGAGAUGUCUUCCAAGGAUGCAUCGACCACGAGCGGAGAGGCGCGGCCGCCUGGGUGGCGCUCGCUCCUCAGGGCACGAGCCGCUCUGGGCCGAGCCGGCGGCAGUGGCACUCUGCACGAACCGUCGCCGCCAUGCGAGCGUAACGCGCUCCGACGGCUUUCUGUCGAGCAGCCCCGAGCCACCUCCGACCUCGAUUCGCUCUUCCACGUGCCGGUCCCCACGGCAACCACCUCAGUUGCACCGGUGCCCACCAGAGACAGCAAAGAAUCUGAAGAACAGAAUGCCGAAGUCGACGAAGAAGGUUACACAGUACGGCCAUCAUCGGAGCGUCACAAAGAAAAUGACAGGGACAGUUUCUACUCAAGUUCAGACGGCGAUUCAGACGAUGAAGAGAGAGACAGGAGGAUCCACAUAGAAAUCAAGCCCUUGAGCAACGGUGCACCAAUGAGUGCAAGUGUUGACGAACUGCGCGCCACCAUUGGCUCACUAUCACUGUCACCAAUUCCCCAGCACUCUAGUCGGAGGCCAGAAACGCUGUACAUCAGGCACAAGGCACGGAGAGCGUACAACAGCGCCUCGUCGACGCCAGACGAAGCACCCAAGAGGCCAGCAAAUCAAAGUUCAAAGGACAGUGCAGGCAUAGGCAGCGGCACGGAAGCUGACAUGCUCGGCUUGUUCCCACUGGACACGAGCGCAUCAACGGCCACCACGCGACUUCAAAGUCCGCUGGGCCAGGGCGAGCCACCGCCGCAGCCUUCUGCGUCGAGCAACGUGCCCUCCUGGGACCGAUACGCAGCAUUGAGUGACUUAUUCAACGACAAGGCACCGGCCGACUCGUCGAGUUCAGAGGCCAGCAAAGGAGCGACCACCAGCAGAGGGGGAACACCAACAAGUGCCUUCACGGGGCCGGCGCUACCAAGGCCGCCGUCUAGACGAUCGGAGGCCGUACGUGGUCGGGCGUCACCACUGCCCAUGAGCCGGACGGAGAGCGUGGGCAGCCUGAGCAGCGACUUCAAGACGACGCCUAUGCCCCUGGGGUCGUCACGGGGUCCCUCGCCACUCACGAUUGGCCUGUGCGACUCCAUACCACUGGCUAUCGCCUUCCAGGAGGUGGUACAUGCCCGCUUCCGAGGAACUGACGAGACCCUCUGCCAGGUAAAGCUCCUGGGCGACAUGAAGGUGUCCUUCCCUGCGGGUAUUGUGCACGUUCUGACAAACAACCCGUCGCCAGCCACGCUAACCUUCAGGGUCAACACAGCUCGCUUUGACAAUGUUCUACCCAACAAGAACCUCAUCACAUUGGACGCGAGUCAGUCGACGAGCGACCGGUGUGUUUACGAGUUCAACAUGUCGUUGCUGACGGGCUUGCUGCGGCGGCAGCACGAGCAGACACCGUCGGCGUCCUACUUCAACAUCGACAUCCUCAAGUACCACGUGCGGGCGGGGCCUGGUGCUCGGUCGGCGCCCCUGCACCUGGUCGCCUACUGGAAGACGCAAGAGGACAACACAAACCUCAAGAUUGACUACGAGUACAAUGCCAAGGCCCUGAGCCUGCCGGCGGGCACUGGGGCCACUGGGGUGAGCCAGCCUGCGUCAGCAAAUCCAGCACCAUCGGCACCGGGGCUUCCGCCAUUGACAGGACUAUGUCUGGGCGUGCCCAUGGACGGUGGUGUAACUAGUGUGCAGGCCAAGCCUUCGUGUGUGUGGAACGGGGAGACCCAGCGGGCCCUGUGGAGGCUGAACGACCCGCUGGGCGGGACGGCAGGCGGUCAGCGGGGCGGGUCCGUGCUGGCACGCUUUGCCCUGUCACGAGGCCCCUCUACGCCUCGCCCCCUGGAGGCACGCUUCCUCUGUGAGGGAGCAACACUGUCCGGUGCCAGCUUUGAGCUGAUUGGCCAGGGCUAUCGCGUGUCUCUAGUCAAGAGGCAAAUAUUGUCGGGCAAAUACCUAUGUGAGCCGUGACAUUUGCCCGCGACGGCGAUGACGGGCCGUCCCCUACCACCUGUCCCCGCUUCCCCGCCGUCAAGCCCCGACGAACAAGACAGCAGCGCUCCGCAACCAACCAUGGCGGCGGCGGCGGCGCCUGUGCCGGUCGCUGGUCCGACCGACGAGCGUGUCGCCACUCCGCCUCCCCCCUCCUUUGAUCCACCUCCUCCGCCCCUGCCCCCACUUCUCCUUCGGAGACCUUCCUGCGAGGUCCUCCAGCCUCCUCUCACUCAAACCCAACCCGCCCCUGAAGCUCCGCCUCUUGUCGCUCAAACCCGCUGUACCGCGACCGAUGUCCCGUCCCCACCCCAGCAGCAGCAGCAGCAGCACCAGGCCUCGCCUCCCCCUAUAUUCGCCCCGGCUCACAUCUCGGCCCUCACCGUCACCGUCGUCGCAGCCAGCGUCUUCUGCCUAGCCUUGCAAAUUGUGGCACUCUGGCGACGUAGCAGUUAGUAGGUCAACGAGGAGAAAACUCGACAAAAGUGUGCACGCACAUACCCACCACUAGGGUGUGAGGACAGAGAACGGCACUUAUUGUCCUUCUCGAUUUUCCUUCGCUCCAUGUCCUCCCACUUGCCGAGACGAGAGAGAGUUUGACAAGAGCCGACAAAUGUUCCCUCUUGUAGACAAAAUGUCGAAGCGGGCUAUCUUGUGUCCAUUUACUUGUGAAAACUUGCAGUCAUUGCAUCGUGCCCAUCCUAUUUCAUGCUGCGGAGAUGACCUCUGGAAGGUGCCCGUGGUACACAACGGUUGUGGUAGAUGCCCGGUGGAUACAGACCUUUCUUUCAAGACGACGCGAGCCAGAACAUGUUUUCCCCGAGUGGCGACGGUGGUGGCGGCGGUGACGGCGGCAGCGCAGAUGUGACCGGCUUCAUGGCAAACCUCGUGCAAAAAUGUUUUCCUUCUCUUGUUGGCUUGUCGCUGACGGUGUAAUAUAAACUGACUGACGGUCGCACUUGCCCUGCUGUGUUUUCACCGUGCAUUGUGUACAUAGAGAGGAUAUUUUUUAACGAGACUCGAUCCCUGUCUUUUUGCCUUAUGCCUCCUUUGUGCUUUGCCUCCUGUUCUGCCUGCAGUCUGCCAGUUGCCAUUGCAGACGAUGUGUUCGCAGACUAAUUACUGCUGCGGUUACCGUUGCCUCCGCCGUCGCAUUGUCCGUGUUUUCCCGCGUGACCUUGUAAAUAUUGCAGUUAAAGAGAGACCACCUCAAGAACAGCCUGAAGUUGCUGCUUGCUCUUUCUCCCUCGUUUUAAUUAAAUAACUUGUCGCUUGUUCGGCAAUUACUUGUUUGCUCUAGCCUUUAUCUUUAUUUUUUGGAAUGAAUGCGUUGUUUAAAUGUACCAUCUGUUGUUGCUUGACAUUUGUCUAACCUUAAGUAUAUACAUAAAUAUAUACAUUAUAUAUAUAUAUUAUAUAUAUACACACACAAUGUUGUUGAUUUGAUGGAAUGCUUUGCUUUACAUGAGCAACAAAAAAAUAAAACUCGGAAAACAGCUUGUGGAGGAAGCAAUAAAAUUGCUGCCUUUCAGAGCAAGAA
Dermacentor andersoni is the source of this 4939-nucleotide messenger RNA. RefSeq names its product F-BAR domain only protein 2. Lineage: Eukaryota; Metazoa; Arthropoda; Arachnida; Ixodida; Ixodidae. Gene Ontology annotation, cellular component: clathrin-coated vesicle; clathrin-coated pit; cytoplasm. The record is from RefSeq and is a predicted model, not a curated record. Gene Ontology annotation, biological process: clathrin-dependent endocytosis; clathrin coat assembly.